AGUUCAUGAUUCACCCGACAAACAUGUUGAUGCCACUGUGAUUGAUCACAUCUUUCCAGAAUUGUGGAUUAAUUCCUUUGUCGCCUUUUGCCCAGUUACACAAUACAAUUACGAAGAUAUUCAUAACUACAUAAAUAAUCCAGCUUUCCAGGAAUUGAUCAUGCGCAGUUGCACAAUUAAUCUGUCAGAUUCAUACACAUUUUGCAAUAUAAAAGCGCCACCACAGCCACACCUUGACACAAGUAUUCACAAACCACACAACUACUAAAUACAUAGCAACUACUUAUAAAAUUCAAAAAUUCAAAUAACUUUCAAAAAUAUAAUAAAAAAAAUAUUUUGACUUUUUUUUAAAAAUGGGCCACCCUAAAAAAAUCCUGGCCUCCUUCCUCCUCAUUCUUUCCUUUUCGUCAUAUUUCUCCCCCACCUCCUCCGCUGAUUGUUCCCUCCUUUACGCCACCUUGUGCCGCGCCCGCCUUCCCGCCCACACGCAGGCCCCCCUCGUCUCCUACGACGGGGCCGACUCAAUCUACAUAUUCGGCGGGGCCCGCUGGUAUCUCUCCGGGUGGGAAGUUUACUCUAACGAAAUAUUGAAAUACACAAUUUCCACCGACUCCAUCGCACUGGUCGCCCACCUCCCGAAAGGCCUUUAUCUUGGCACCGUUACGGCCGACGGGCUCGGAAACUAUUUCUAUUUCGGCGGGGCCGCGCCUAACAUGGAAGAUUCGAAAUCCGUUUACAAAUUCGACUCCAACACCGGACAGGUCACCGAAGUCGCCAUAAUUCGGCAUGACCUUCAAUACAGCGCGUCAUUCUUGUACAACUCCUCCGUUUCGUACAUCCAGGCGGGAAAUUUAUUUCAAAAUGGAGUAAUCCGUUUUGACCACGCGACAAACACGUGGACCAGGUUGACCGAUCUCCCGACAAAAUUUCGUACCGCGGCCGCAUUUUGGGACAAAAAUGCUGAGCGGGCGUACAUUUUCGGGCAGGGAAAUGCCGCCGUGAACCCGCCCUAUGACCACGUGGUUUACUCCCCUGGUCCAGAUAUCGGGGCAAUUUCGAACUUGCAAAUCCCCGACGAUUUCGUCCAGAUGAUGUCCGCCACCAAUGAUGAGCGGGAGGGCUUCAUUGUGGGAGGAUUUCAUCCAACCGAUUCCAUUUAUUGGUACCAGUUACCCUUCGAUGUGGGAGAGUAUUGCCCCGUGGCGGGACUUCCGGGCGGGGGCGACGUCCUCUUUUCCAGAACGGGCGCCGCAUUUGUGCCGAAGAUGAGACGUGUUUACGUAUUUGGCGGGGGGAGUCAAAACUUGACGAGUUAUUUGGAUAAGACGCAUGAUGAAAUUUGGGGGUUGCCACUUCUAAAGAUGAUUCAUCGGGUCGACUGAACGAUGAAAAUGUUGAUGCCAAUGAGCCUGUUCGCGAUAAAAGUGAAAGGGCUGAGGUUUGUGCACCAACCCCAUCCUUAGCGAUGGUUUCAUUGGAAACUUCAGCGAAUAAAGCCGUUGAGAAUCAAGCCGUUGAUGUCGCGGAUCCUAGUUGUUGGCCUCAAAUUCUGCCGAAAAGGAUUCGAGAUCAAAUCGUGCUGUCUCCGAUUAAGAUGGAACCCCAUCAAUGGCCACAAAUUCUCAGCGAAGUCUUUUGGUGGCACGAAGAAGAAUGGUGAAACGUACUACGGGACUGGUUAAAACUUCUUUGGAUCAACUAACAGCGCUUUGUCUACCGUGAUGCAUAGAUCGGAUAUUUUGCGUACUCCGGCCUCCGGCCGGCCAUGCGUACUCCGGUCUCCGCGUACUCCGGCCUCCGGAGGCCGGAGUAUGUACUCCAAGCCCGGAAUUCUCCGAUCUAUGC
Messenger RNA from Folsomia candida, 1845 nucleotides. RefSeq lists its product as uncharacterized. The record is from RefSeq and is a predicted model, not a curated record. Bases 354 to 1382 code for a protein of 342 amino acids. The transcript is spliced from 3 exons. Gene Ontology annotation, molecular function: protein binding. Lineage: Eukaryota; Metazoa; Arthropoda; Collembola; Entomobryomorpha; Isotomidae.